ACCCGCAUUCACUUAAAAAUUCACAAAACAUCCUUAUUAUAUCACUGAAUCAAGAAGCAAUGCACUGCAACAAAUAAAUAACCAAUGAUUAAGUAUUCUUCACCUAACAGAAUGACUAGCGCACCACAGCAUCAGUAACUGCAAGAAUGAGGAUCAAAUAUUAUCUCGACUAUGCUUGUUAAACCUUACAAAGCUACAGAGGCCAUGGCAAAGGUGACGGGCUGUUGCUUUGGCAGAGUUAAUGAGCUGGGUGUUGCAUUGGCUCGCUAAAGAAACAAGAGGAGGAGGAGGAGACGAAACAGAUUAUUCAUACUGUGUUUUGUUUUUGUACCACGCCGUGACUGGAACCGACUUGUACCACGUAGAAGAAGACGUGAGCUAUUGCCACACUCUCAUUGGAUCAAUUCUUCCUGCGUUUCCUUCACUGGCUAAUUUGACCAGUCCUGUUCUUUGCGUUGUGAGUCCUUCAAACUUGCUGCUUAUGAAUUUCUCAACCAGUUAUGAUAUUUUGAUGUGACCCUCUUGUUUUCUCUCAUCCAGUCCUGCUCUCAAAUUUGGAAAGGCCUAUAGGCGCAUAUAUUUCGUCCAGUUAUGUUUUCUGGCCUGUGGUUAAACUCUCGGCCAGUACCUUGGCAAUGAAACCUCAGGACAGUUAUUUCGUAAUUGCGUUUUCCGAGAUUUGAAAUACUUAGACUUUGCUGUUUAUUGAUCUGUGAAUUCACGCGUGGCCGAAUCUAGGCAAUGAAACCUCAGGAACUUUAAUUUAUUUCGUCUUGUAUUGUUUUCUGACGUGUAAAAAUCAUUAGAACUUGUUUAUUGCAUUCACUCUCUCUUCAAAUCGCUGGAUAGCCACUGCGACAAAUGUGGCCAGUGGAGCCUCAAUUUUUCCUAGUUACAGACGUGUUAGGUAGAGGUCCUCCAGUCCCCAGCGUGAGUGACAGAUCGCCAGCGUGUGUUAGUGCCAGGAAUAGUGAAGCGAAGAUCCUGUGGUGGGUUUUCUGGGAGACAGCUGUGGUAGCCAGGCUGGGGCCACGUCAGCGCGUCGCCGCCACCGUCGCAGAAGGUUGCAGUCACCACACGCCUCACUGCACGACUCGUCUCGACCACUGUGUUGCAAUUGCCAUGCACUGCAGCCUUCCCUCACCCCACCCAGCUUACCUCAGCCCCGCCCUGCCCAGCCUCGCCACGUCCCCCUCCCUUUCUUCCCAUCACAGGUGCCCCUCCCCCUGUACAGGUCAGCAGAGGGACUAUGAGACAACCCACCCCCCUCCUCCUCCACUUCCCUCCCCCCACCACCACCACCACCACCACCACCACUACUACUGCCACCACUGCUGCCACACCAAAGGACACGCCAUCUUAGCUGUACCACCAGCCACCACCACCACCAGAACCACCAGCACCACCACCACCACUACCAGCCAUGGCGCCUCGGUUCUGCGGCCUGGGCACCCCCUGUUCGUUGUGCCUGCGUGCUGCGAAGUGGUUGCCUGUGCUGUUCAUCGUCAUUGUAGUGGUGUGGUCGUAUUACGCUUAUGUGCUGCAACUCAACCUGUUCACCAUCACAAACAUCAUCGAGAAAUGCUUCUACUUGAUCAUCUACCACGUGUUGCUGGUCAUGUUCCUGUGGGCGUACUGGCAGACCAUCUUCACUGAGAUAGGCACCGUCCCCAAGCAGUUUCGCCUGCCGCCCUCUGAGCUGGACCGCUACGAGGCUGGGGAGACAGACGAGGCACGGCGCAGUGUUCUGGAGGGCUUCACACAGAAACAGAACCUCCCCAUCUACAACAGAACAGUAAUGGGCGAGAUCCGAUACUGCGAGAGGUGCGUGCAGAUUAAGCCAGACCGUUGCCACCACUGCUCUGUAUGUGGGGUGUGUGUGCUGAAGCUGGACCACCACUGCCCCUGGGUGAACAAUUGCGUCUCCUUCACCAACUACAAGUUCUUCGUGCUGUUCUUGGGCUACGCGUUGCUCUACUGCCUCUUCAUCGCUGCCACCACAUUGCAGUACUUCAUCUUGUUCUGGAAGUUCCCUUCAACCUUCCCUUCCUCGACCUCACAGAACCAGCUGACAGUGGACGGCAAAUUUCACAUCCUGUUUGUGUUCUUUGUCUCCAUCAUGUUCGCCAUCAGCCUGGUGUCUCUGUUUGGCUACCAUGUCUUUCUGGUGCUCAAGAACAGGUCCACGCUGGAAUCAUUCCGCGCACCAAUCUUCCGGCUGAACCACGCCUGGGUGCAGGACAAGGACGGCUUCAGUUUGGGGGCCUGCAACAAUUUCAUCGAGGUGUUUGGCGAAGAUAGACGAAAGUGGUUCCUGCCUGUUGCCACAAGUCUAGGGGAUGGAGUGAGGUUCCCAGUGCGAGGAGAUCCGAACCACCACCACCACCACCAUCACCACCACCAUCACAACCAACACCACCACCACCACCCCACCACCACCACCAUCACCACCACCACCACCACCACCACCUCCUCCUCCACCACCACCACCACCUCCACCCCAGUGCAAUCCUAUGGAAGCACACAAAUAAGGCGGGCUCUGCUUGUAAAAUUAAAACAGAGCCUGGGUGAUGGCGUGACCUAUCCCCAGCGCUGCAUUGACGAGGACCAGGACGGCUUGCUGGGGCCACGACACCGCUGGGCUGAUGAUGACGAGAGUGAGAUGGCUUACACCGGAUACAGUAACCACCAUACACAGAGCCUGGAGGAGGUGGUGGUGCAGUCCAAUCACACCAACCCUGUGUAAGUGAAGCCUCUGCCACAGCACUCCACACCACCACCACACCACCACACACCUGCCCACCUCACCAGUGUAAGAGCAAGCCAUCUAACCUACAGAAACUAAGGUCUUGAGUCAGUCCCUUCUGUUAUGUAUUCAACGACGAGGUUUCCACUGAUCUCCACGUAAACUGACAUCAGGGCCUCUGGUGUCAUCCUGGGUGGAAACUCUCAACAGAACCCUCCAAAGCAAGAUGAGAGGAUAAGGAAAGGUGCAGGAAGCCAUCAGCCCUACACGUUGCACUCCCUAUAUGAAGCAUUGUGAAGGGAAGUGAAAAUCUUGCUGUAAUCUUGGCUGUGUAUUCCAGUAGUCGUGUUGUCCUCACCCACGCCGCUGUGCUGUAAGGAUGACUGCAAGACGUCCAAUGCAAAUCAGUGGAAACUCGAUUGUCAUAUCUCAUUCAGUUCUCUAUAUUCCCCAGUGCAGGCAAGCUUGGUUCAUGACUGCACUGAGGCAACACCAUCUCCUCUCCAUGGGCUGGCUAGAACAUCAAGGGAACAGAUCUCAUAACAAGCUCUCAGAAACAACACCAGGGCUUCUGUGGAUGAGUGAAGGGUGCACUGAAAGCUAGCAAGAGUCAAAGGAACAUAUCUGUGGACAUUGCUCUCAGAAACAACACAGAAAUGCUAACCAGAAGCCAACAAGUGUCAGAGGAACAGGUAUCACAAGCUCUCACAGUAUCCAAGGCCUCUCUGGAUGGGUGAAGGGUGCACUGGAAGCUAGCAGGAGUGUCAGAGGAACAGGUGUGAUAACAAGCUCUCACAGUACCCAGGUUCUCUUUAGAAUACUGAAGUGUUUACCCAGAAGCUCACUGCGCUUGGAAACACCAACAACACCAGUCUCUCUUUACACAAACGCCAACCAGAAGCUAACGAAACUAACACAGAAUUACGAACGGUGAAGAGGAUCUCAGGACAGUGCACCCAGGAACAGAACCAAGAUAUUUUGAACAGCCAAGAUGCUUGCCAAAACUUCAUCAAAAGGAAACGAGGAUCUCAGCUACACUCAGACACCACCACCUCUUGCAGUGUCCCCCAGCUCACUAACAAAUCAAGGAAACAUAAGAUCUCACAGAAUUCUCAAGUGUAUCUAGUCCAGCCAGGCAUCGUUGGAGACCAUGUACCCUUAGACUAAGAACACAUGACAUCUCUUUAACAGAAACACUGAACAAAACAUCCCAGCACACUCUUGAAGGGAACUGAAGAUGGUAUGUUAAUUUUACAGCACAGGCAAGCUUUUGUGGCAUAGUACAGUUGACGCAAUGUGUUCGUCAUACACUGGGCAGACACUGAUGCACUGCUGGCUUGUGAGGAGUGGUAGAUCUGCUUGUUGUGUAAGCUUGUGUUGUGGAGUGUGUGUGUGUGAGCCAUAAAUGUGUGUGUGUGUGUUGAGGGUCUUCUUGGUGGACAGGGAAACAAGUGCUACGUCUUAUCCUGAGCUGUAAUGGCUGGGAAACGAUCCAAGUAGUGUGAGAUGGAAGGACAGACACAGCAACAAGUGUUCAAGCCUGUCUGGAGUUACAGUGACAAGGAAGUGAGUUAUUGAGAGAUGAACAUAUGGACAGAAGUGUAAAUACUUAACCGAAUCUACAGAGAGAAGAAAAAACAGCAUAUUUACAUCCUCACUUAUAGAAAGGUAGAAAUAUCACCAAAGAGAAGAGAGAAAGGCAUCAAAGUCACAUGUUGUACUACAGGAAAGUGUAAAUACUGACCUAAAUACACAGAGAAAACAGAAAAAAAAAUAGAAAAGAAUCAAAUUUGUGUAUAAUUGAAAAGUCUCCAGGGAAAAGAAAGGAAAAAGGAAUCAGAUCCACAUAUUUAACUACAGAAAAGUGUGAAUACUGAGGCGAACCAUGCAGGAAGAAGUAAUUUCAGCACAGCGUUGCCAAGCGUUGCCCAGCGUUGCCAGCAUUGCCCAGCGUUGAACAGAAGCAAGGGAGCAGAGACACCCACUCCAGGCUCCAUCCUCUUCCCUCUCAUUACGCAGUGUUGAGGCAAAUCCUGCGGUUCUAACAAGGAUUUAGACGGGAUUCAUCUUAAUGUGAUAGUUAAUGGCAGUGGUAGAAAUGGAAGGACUUGGGAAAUAGUGACCGGUGAUGGCAGUAAUGGUAGUGAUGGUAGUGAUGGCAGGAGUGGUCGUGGAAAAUUAAGGAAAAACUGGAAAAACAGAAGAGGCAUGAUUCCACAUUUUAUAGCAUCGUUUUACAGUCUUUUCUUUGUGUGUGAGUGCGUGUGUGUGUGUGUUUUUAACAGCUGACGCAACGCUCUGCCACGCGCCCUUCAAUCAAACAUACCUGCGCCAAUGUAGACUAAGACAGAAAGACAUAGAGAGUCAGUGUACUUACAAUGCGAGGCAGAGCGUUGGCCAGCACUGGAAGCAUCUCAAUUUAUUCUGUUAGGCAUCUUUAAGUCUCUCGGUGAAUAUCCUUUGUACGCUACACUCCCAAGGGCUCCUAAAUGACCCCCUUGUGAUAGCUUGGUAUGAGUGGCUGCUGUGAGAGGUGGUGAGGCACAGUGAAGAUUUGGAGUGUAAGUCUUGUAAGUUUUCUUGAGCUGUGGUUUUGAGGAGACGGAGCACGGUUUGAAGUGUCAUUUUUCCCCAUAAGUCAGGUUAGGUUAGGUUGCAAUGUCAUGGGUCAGGUUAGGUUUAAGUUAGGUUAGGUUAGGUUAUGAUAUCUUCGUCAAAUUUUUAUAGGGAAGUAAAAUUAAUUGUUCUCUUUGAUUUCGGCUCAGCGAGGUUUGAAAUGUAAUUCUUUCCCUUAGGUUAGGUUAGGUUACAACAUCAUGGGCAUAAAUUUCUAUAGGAAGUCUUAAAAUUUAUUCUGCACGAUUCAUUACAUCCAGGGAAUUUUGUGUCAUGGAAUUGUGUGGUGUGAAGUGUUUUGUACGGAAGGAUCUCAAAUUCUCCCUUCUCACGACGGUUAAGGCAGGACAUUAGUAACCAUUGAGGAAUCAUUUAGAUGGACUUUACCUAAACUCACCUGGGCUAAUGCAAACAACUGACACCUUUGACUAGAAACUCUUUUAUCCAACCCAAACCUAACCUAACCCGGCCAAAUCUACCCAAAACCCAGCACAACUUGAUCUAACCCAACGCAAGUGAUCGUAACCUAACCUAACCAAACUUGACCCAAACAAACCCAUUUAAGUCUAAGCCAGUUUAUGAAAGGGGUCUGGUAUUUUCACCCUUACAUGCCCUGCUCCUAAAGACUAAAAUUUGAUGGAAUUAUUACUGGCAUGGGUGUUGCUUUAAUUAGUGUGUAUUGGCGUGUGUGUGAGAGAGAGAGAGAGAGAGAGAGAGAGAGAGAGAGAGAGAGAGGGGACAGGUUUAUUUGUACAUGUGUUUGUGUGUUAGGGAAAAUAAGGAUGUAAAAUUAAAUGAUGAUUCAUGUGUGUGUGUGUGUGUGUGUGUGUGUGUUGGUUACUGCACAGGAAUUUAAGAUGCUGUGAUAAGUGUCUGACAUUGCAUCUCUUUGUGUGUGUGUGUGUGUGUGUGUUAUCAUCACAUGGCCGACAGGAAUGGGCAGUGUUAGUUUUGUAGUGCUGUCGUUUGUCCUGGAAUAAGAGAGAGAGAGGGGGGAUUAGACAGAAUUAGGUUUGUAGUGCUGUUUUGUCCUGGAGUAGUGAGACAAAUAGAGAGAGAGAGAGAGAGAGAGAGAGAGAAUGAUCAGCUGAUACCUACUAAACCAUUUCUCCCAUAAACACCUGCUACAAAUUUCUAGGCCUUUUUUGUACUUGUCUCUCAAACAGCUAGUCUUGGGAAGUCCAUGUAAAUUAACUUCUUAUUUUUUCGUCUUCUUUGUGGGUGCAAUUUUCGUGUAGCAUCUGUCAGUCCGUCAGCGAAGGGAAAAUUCACUGACGCAAUUACCUACAUCAGUCACAUUGUAUUCCAUCAGUCAGUCAGUCAGUCAGCGACCUGACACAAAUACUAACUUUUUUCACCACCAGUCAGUCAGUCAGCCAAUAUUCCUCUUGCUGACACCACAACCCAUCCCAACUCCGUCAGUGAAGAGGUGACAACUUGCUAACACAUUCCCCCAUCAGCCAGCCAGUCAAUCAAUAUUCCUCCCCUUGCUGUCACCAUAACCCCUCCCAACUCAUCAGUGAAGAGGUGACAGCUUGCUAGCACAUUCCCCCAUCAGUCAUUCAGUCAGUCAGUCAGCCUCUCCUUACUGACACCAUGCACCAAGUCAUUUAGUGUACAGGCAACAACUUCUUAACAAACUCCCCAUCCUUCGGUGCGUCAGUCAGAACUUCUCACUGGCUUUUCAAUAUACUGACUCCCCUGAUGGCUUGAAGUGUACUUAACCAGUGUAUAUGAGUCUUAUAAACCCCAUACUACCACUGUGACCUUGCUGAUGAACCCUGUGUCUUGUGGAUGGGUCAGGUCAGGUCUUUGUAAAGUGGUGAAUUGAUAGAUUGCAGUAAUAGUGGUGAUUGGUGAUGUGGACCUAAGAUUGGCUAUGUAGUGUGGUGAUGAAUACUUGUGGUGCUGUGAAUUGACUGAGAAAGAAAAUGGGGUUUGUAAAAGUGCUUGCAGGAAGGACAGUUUGUGGUGGCAGUGAAUUAAGUGUCUGGAAAGAAGAGAAGAUUUGUUGUUUUGUAAAGUGAUUGGUGAUUGUGUUAAGCUUGGGCUGGUGGUGGUGGUGGUGGUGGUAAUGAAGUGUGUUGAUUUGCAAAGUGUGUGUGCAUUUCAUUUUAUAAUUAGAGUGUGUGUGUGUGUGUGUGUGUGAGUGUGUGUGUGUGUAGAGAGAGAGAGAGAAGGUCUAAGGUUUGGCAUGGUGGUGGUGGUGGUGGUGGUGGAUAUUGUAAUUUAAAUAGUAUGUAUGCUUUUCAUUUUAUAACUAUAUAUAUAUUGCGUGUGUGUGUGUGUGUGUGUGUGUGUGUGUGUGUGUGUUCCAUUUUACAGAAAAAGUGCGUGUGCGUGUGUCAUUAUAGCGUUAUUCAUUUUUUACAAACUAUGUGUUAUGACUAAGAAAAACAGAAGUAUAUGCUGCACACCUAUUUAUCACAAGUAAACGUACCACUACAGAGAACAACACAACCAUUAGAACCACGCACUGUUUACAUAUAUACCUUCCCUGCAUUGCAUUUUAACAAACACAUCGAAACCAGAAAGAUACCACCACCACCACCACCUAACCAGACCGAACAUGACAAAGCCACUGGUACCCACAAUGCACAGCCACCACCACCACUCCUUUACGCAACAUGACAAACCUACUGGUACCCACAAUCCACCACCGCCACCACAGCACCAGAGGAACAAUUAAGGGCUCCACAAAGUAACCCUGCUAAUGUUGGUGUAGUAUCAGCCGGGACGGAGAGAGAGGGAGAGAGUGAGUGGUGCAUUAAGGCCACCACGAGCCCUCUCCUAAUUGUGCUUUAUUUUACGAGUCGCAUUUGUUUAUAAUUCCCUUGCUGUUUUCUUCACCGUGUCUGUCUGUCUGUAAGUAAACAACCAACCAGCCGCUUGACGUGUGUUUGUGUUCGUGUUCGUUUUGUGUUUUUAUUUGUCUUGAUUUAUUUGUCUUAUUACAUUGUUGGCUUCUUGAGCAGUACCCUUUUUUCUGACUUUUUUCAGAUAAUAUACAAAUAUACAAUGUUC
Molecule: messenger RNA, 8386 nt
Organism: Scylla paramamosain (green mud crab)
Lineage: Eukaryota; Metazoa; Arthropoda; Malacostraca; Decapoda; Portunidae
Product: palmitoyltransferase ZDHHC20-B-like
Exons: 13
Coding region: 1424-2746 (440 amino acids)
Molecular function (GO): palmitoyltransferase activity
Source: RefSeq, a predicted model, not a curated record